AUGGCCGCCUUCGUGCGAGUGUCGGGGCCGCCGAAUGGCCAUUUUCUGAUCGGCUACCCCGGGAUAUCUGCAACGAUGCCUCGUAUUGAAGGGAAAGUCGAGAUUCGCCCCAGCGUAGGCGUCACCGCCCCUGUCCAUGUGUCGCUGAUCACGGUCUCCCUCCACCGUCGCGAGACGAUACACCCUUCGGCGGACUCGAUGACGAAGAAGCGUCUGGCACCUCCUCGGAAAGAGAUCACGGAUACGGUGGGCAAGGAAAUGCUGCUGUUUCGCUGCCCCGCAGGUCGAGAAUUCGAGGAGGUCAUCUCAAUGGAUCUGCCGUUUGUCCUGUUCAUUCCGUUCGGGCGAGGAGGGCCGGACGCUUCGCGGCGAGUCCCUCCGGCGAGCGUGCAAUUGCCCAGUCGCACGGCCGAGACCUACUACGAGAUCGUGGUGAUGGUGCAGCAGGGGCAUUCGGAGCAGAGGAAGUACUCGUUCCCCGUGCCCAUCACGCGAUAUGACACGCUGUCCACGUUCGGCAUGUACAACCGCCCGGAGUCGUGCGAAAAAGUGAGCGACCACCUGGUGACGCUAGGGAUAUCGCUGCCGCGAUGGUCCUACGGCCCUCUAGACCCGGUGAGCGUCUACGUGAAACUGUCCCCCAACCAGGACUGGAUCAGCAAGGCGCGCAGGGUCACCAUCAACAAGAUCACCAUCGCAAUCGACGAGGAGAUCAUCUACAACCACGAAGGCGACGAACCGCAACGGAAAGUCAAAACAUUAACCAAAAGAACCGAGGCCAUCGGAGUGAAGCUGCCGCCGUCGGGUUUCUUAACAAAUCUGGGCCUGGUGUUUCCGGCAAAGGACAUGCGAGAUGCGGAGGGAAUCCUGCCCCGAGGGAAAUCAGCCUUUCCCACCUAUGCGGUCAGCGGGUUUACGACCACGGCGAGUCUCUACAAAAUCGAAUACUAUCUAAUAGUAAAGGCCCACCUCGGGUCCGCACGAGACAUUAUCAUUCGCCAUCCGAUUGUCGUAUGCCCCCUGGACCACGCCGGGUGCAAGGAGGAAAUGGAGGCCAUCGAGCAAGCGGCUCGAGAGGCCGUCCAUGUGAACCCCGAUAACCCCAUGUUGCCUCUGCCCUCGAUCGUACGCCCUACCGAUCAUAACGCCCUGCGGCACCUGGGAGUGGCCAUUGUCGGCAAACAAAAGAAGCCACUGAUCGACUGA
Messenger RNA from Aspergillus steynii IBT 23096, 1206 nucleotides. RefSeq names its product arrestin C-terminal domain-containing protein. Gene Ontology annotation, cellular component: division septum. The coding region runs from base 1 to 1206 and encodes 401 amino acids. The transcript is spliced from 3 exons. Lineage: Eukaryota; Fungi; Ascomycota; Eurotiomycetes; Eurotiales; Aspergillaceae. Gene Ontology annotation, biological process: division septum assembly. The record is from RefSeq and is a predicted model, not a curated record.